Messenger RNA from Sander lucioperca (pikeperch), 6350 nucleotides. RefSeq names its product WAPL cohesin release factor b (gene waplb). Bases 365 to 4099 code for a protein of 1244 amino acids. The record is from RefSeq and is a predicted model, not a curated record. The transcript has 20 exons. NCBI's taxonomy places the organism in Eukaryota, Metazoa, Chordata, Actinopteri, Perciformes, Percidae. Gene Ontology annotation, biological process: regulation of chromosome condensation.
CUGUGUCCGGUUAACUUGACGCAGGCAGCAGCAGCGGGGGAGUCCAAUGGAAGCCUUCGUCGCAACCCGAAGGAAACAAUCGAGUGCGAUUUAGCUUAGAAAUAUAAGCCGAUAUCUUUAUAUAGAGUUAUAGACUGUAUAUUUUCUCCAAAGUCUGGGUCUGCCGUUCUCGCCACUGUGUUUCAAACCCGGUAACUUGCCGUUAAGGGCGUUUGUUCGGCCUUGUUUAUACUGUGCAGGGCUGCUUGAAUCAGGGAAGCAGGCCCGGCGGUCCUGUACGAAUUUGACGACCGUUUUGGUUCGGGAGUGGGUUUUGUGCGGAUCGGCCCUUUAGCUCACCAAAGAAUAUGACCCAUAUGCAACAAUGACAUCCAGAUUUGGUAAAACCUACAGCCGCAAGGUAGGAGAGGGCACGUCUAAGUUCGACGAGGUUCUGUCCACCAAGAGAGGCACCCUCAGUACCAAAUGGGGUGACACCACCUACAAGGCCAAGGUGGGCUCCAAGCGCGCCGGCGCCCCCAAGAAUGAUUCUGUCCUGGAGGUUUACAAGAGACCCCGUCCGAGCGCAGACGGCAUGGAGGAUCCGUUUGGAUUUGACAGCGACGAGGAAUCCAAGCCGGUGUCUUCGCGCAGCGCCAGCAAGUCGUCCCCCGCCAAGCCGGCCUCCGCGGAGCCCCCGCAGUCGGAGAGGCCCGGGAUUUCUCUGGACGCGGGGAGCAGGUCCAGCCUCCAGGGGGGAUCCCACACUUUGACGUCCGGAAUAGGGGCGUCGUGGCUGCCCAACGACAGGAGCCAGCCCAGGGUGAUGGAGGACACCGCUCAGUUCUUCAACAGCAGCACUGCCAGCAUAGGAAAGUCCCAGCAGAGUUCCUCGUUGGCAGAGAACCAGCACAGCUACUCGUGGUACCAAAAUGCUUCCGAGAGCGAUAAGAAGCCCCUGGCGCAGACCACCACCCUGAAGACCGGGUCCAAUUUGGAGUCCACCUUCGACUCCUGGGAAGCCAUCAUGGGUCUCCGUCCGCCCUCACCCAGCCAGGAGCCUCGCAACCCCGCGCCCACGCUCUCCUGGGCUUCAGUGGGCAUCGCCGUGGGCAGCUCUGACCUCGGGCAGACCCGGCACGAGAAGCGCCCAUCUCCCCCGAGGCUCCAGAGCCCCAGUGAGAGCGAGGACCUCGGAGGCGACUCUGACUUCCUCGUGGAGACGUCGGACUACUCCCAGAAUUCCUCGUCCUCGUCACUCGUAAGAAACUCAAACUGUCGGACGUACAGGAGGCCUAACAAACAGGGCUCUGGCAAAGCCUUGGACUCCAGCGGCUCUCCCAUCGCCGCUUUCGGCACAGAUCUUCCCAAAUCCACAACUGACGGCGGUAGUAAGACGACAGGGGGUGGAGGAGGGCGGGGACGGGGCAGGACGAGGGACUUCACGGUGCUGCACCCCUCCUCCGUGUCGAUGUGCAACGUCACCAUCCAGCCCCGAGCAGUGGAGGAGUUUAGUGCCGACGCAGCGCCCUCUAGUGGUAGCAGUAGUGCUGUGUCUGCCAGCACGGUGGAGAUGGGAGAGGCGGGUUGGCAGCGGAAGAAGACGGAACAACAAAACACAAGGCUCAAACCAAGCCACACAAAGUCAAAGAAGGCCAGUAAGAUGGACCUGUUUGGUUUCGAAGACGCAGACGCCCAUCAGGAGGAGAACAGCGGCGACAACACAGACGGCCGGUCCAGUUACAAGAUCCAGUACUUUGGCUUUGACGACAUGAGCGACAGCGACGGCGCAGACGACGACGACGACGGCGACGACGGUGGCGCCAAAGAGAGGAGGAGGGCCAAGAAAGCCGCGGCCGCCCAGAGAGCCCCAGUAGUGGCUGUGGAAGAAACGCCGACCGAUGAACCGCCGGAUCCAUUCGAGACUCUGGAGAGGCUGGAGAGACUGGAGAGGCUGGAGAGACUGGAGAGGCUGGACAGACCGCCAGCCAAGGAGAACAAGAAGAAUGCGGAGAAGCAGGAAAGCAGGAUAGGAGCAGACGUCCUGGACUUCUCCGAGGAUGGCCUCCGAGUGGUCGCCAGGGCUCCCAGGAGACCGCCUCAGGGCAAACCGGCAGAGAAUAACCCAGACAACUUCAGGAGGAUCUUCAGCGCACAGAAGAAGUCUCCCACCAAAGCCGUGUACAACGCCAGACACUGGACGUUGGAGCGUGAAGAGGAGCCCCCUUCGACUUUCAUCUCACGAUCACAGACAGCUCCUGCACCAGUCUCGACAAGAGGAUCCAGUAAGGAGCCCACUGAUGCUCAUAAGGACGAUGGCGUUUUCAAGGCUCCUCCCCCUCCUCCCAAAGUCACCAAGUGUGUCACCCUCCCCACAGAUCUGUACCAGGACGCCGUCACUGCACUCAAAUGCCGCAAAGAGCACAAAGAGCUGUAUACAGUCGUCCAGCAUGUGAAGCACUUCAACGACGUGGUGGAGUUUGGAGAGAACCAGGAGUUCACUGAUGACUUUGAGUAUCUGGCUACUGGUCUGAAGAGUGGACAACCUCUCAACACACGCUGCCUUAGUGUGAUUAGCCUAGCUACGCGCUGUGCCAUGCCCAGCUUCAGGAUGCACCUCCGGGCCAGAGGGAAGGUGGCUCAGGUCUUCAAAACGCUCAAUGAUGCCCCUCAACACCCGAACCUGGCUCUGUGUACGGCGUCUCUGAUGUACAUCCUCAGCCGAGACCGGUUGAACAUGGAUCUGGACCGGUCCUGUCUGGACCUGAUGAUCCGGCUGCUGGAGCUGGACCAGGAUCAGGGGAGCCUGGCCGUGACAGGGACAGAAACCGACUCCACGGCUCAGUUCAGCGCCAGAGAGAUUGCCAAGAUGAAGGAGAAGAUCAGGAAGCUCUGCGACACUGUGCAUAACAAGCACCUGGACCUACAGAACAUAACGACGGGUCAUCUAGCCAUGGAGACGUUACUGUCUCUGACCUCAAAGCGAGCGGGAGACUGGUUCAAAGAGGAACUACGGCUACUGGGAGGACUGGACCACAUCAUCGAUAAAGUGAAGGAGUGUGUUGAUAACUUAAACCAGGAGGCUGAGAAGGAGAAGAUGGUGUCGUCUCUGUGGGGAGCUGAGAGGUGUUUACGCGUGUUGGAGAGUGUGACGGUCCACAACCCAGAGAACCAGGGCUACUUGAUCGCCUACAAAGACUCAUCACUCAUCAUCUCCUCUGCAAAGGCGUUGCGGAGGUGCGAGGAGAUGAUCCAGCGUUACAGCAGGGAGCUGAACUCAGACGGAGCCGUGGGGAAAGCCGUGGAGGACUGUAUGAGGGCCAUUAUAGGAGUCCUGCUUAACCUGACGCACGACAACGAGUGGGGCAGCACGAAGACAGGAGAGCAGGAGGAUUUAAUAAUGACUGCUCUGAACUGUGUUCUCAAAGUACCUCAGUAUCUUCCACAAGAACAGAGGUUCGACAUCCGAGUACUGGGUCUGGGCCUGCUGAUCAACCUGGUGGAGUACAGUGCCAGGAACAAGUACUGUCUGAUGGAGAUGGAGAUGGAGGGAGGUCAGGGUCCCUGCGACUCCACCGUCCUGCUGAACCCUCCGCUCCAGGACAUCACCUGCACCGGCCCACUCAGCGCCAUCGCUGCACUUGUACAGCUGUUCCUCCAGCGGGAGCGGGCCGCCAUCCAGGCUGAGGCGCAGACUGAUGACCUCAUCAAGGAGGCGCCGAAGCCUGCGCUGGACAAGAGCGGCGAGUGGCAGGAGACGGGCGGGGAGAUCCAGUGGGUUGCCAACGACAACAACGUAGAGAAACCGGAAGAUGAAAAGAAGAAGAAGGAGAAGGAGGAGGAGGACGAGGAGCUGGACCUCAACAAAGCUCUGCAGCAUGCAGGGAAGCACAUGGAGGACAGCAUCGUGGCCUCCUACACAGCACUGCUGCUGGGCUGCCUGUGUCAGGGGAGCACGUUGAAUGUGACUACUGUGAGAGACAACCUGCCGAAAGGAGAUUUCUCCAUCAUGACAGAAAUGCUGAAAAAGUUCCUCAACUUCAUGAACCUCACGUGUGACGUCGGCACCACAGGACAGAAGUCCAUCUCCCGGAUCAUUGACUAUCUGGAGCACUGCUAGAGAGAAGCCUUUCACACACGCGUACACACACACACACACACACACACACACACACACACACACACACACACACACACACACACACACACACACCUCAUUCAUCUUCGUCACCACCAUCCUCAUCUCAGAUUAAGUUCACUCCUGGAACACACACACACACCCACCCAACAAACACCACUUCUUCUUCUUCUUCAUCAUCAUCUUCCUCUGCGUGUUGUGACCAGACGUCGUCCAGUUAAAGGCAGUUUUCGUUGUCAUGGUUUCAGCAGUGGAAACUCCAGCAUAACUGAAUGAAAAGGGAGUUGUUUUUUCUUCUAAAUUGACUUGAGAUGAACUCAAAUGUAUUAUGACUUCAUGUGGUAUCCCCCCCCCCCAGCUGUGAUCAGAUUUUUAUUUUAUUUAAGAUACAAUCCAAGUCAGUAUUUUAAUUGUUUUUCCCACCCGUCCUCUAUUUAUGAAAGUUGCUCAGAAUGCUGAUUUUUUUUUCCAGCAAUUUUUGUUUUUUAAAUCUUUUUUCUUUAAUUGUUUUUGUGUUUGAUACAUUUCCUGUUAAAGUUUCCUCCAGUUCAGCUUCCCCUCCCCCCUCUUCGUAUCGAUUGGUGACAGUUUGGAGUGAAGGUGACAUCCAAGAGCCUUUUCCCCUGGAGUGGCGUCCUUCUCUGGGCCCGGGUGAUGAGGAGACUGCCUUUGCCUGGCCUCAAAACAGAGCCCACAUUUCUUUCAGGUUGUUCUGGACUGGAGUGCCUGUGAGAAGAACUCUGUUUUUUGAAAGUACGGCGGCGGCACGUUUGGCUCUUUUGGUGGCUGUGGAUUUCAUCUUGUGUGCCUCAUCCAACUCUUUGCCAUGGAAUGAUGACAUUUGCUGCCAGUUGUUCAUAAGCAUAGUGUAUGUGGUGAUGAUGACGCCAUUUCUUUUCUGAGCAAAUUCAUGGUCCUCUCUUUGCCCGCACCACGAAACUCCUUCACCCUCAUGCCACGAGUCCAUUUGGCAAACUCCUCGGUCCACUUUGUGGGGAGCGAAGUUGGCAUGACCAGCAGUGUGUGGUCAUUUCUUGCCUUGACCCUCCCCACUCUGUGGGAAAGAGGCGGUUUGAGGCAGAGUAUUGAUCUAUUCUGGCCAAAGAGUACAGAAGUGACACACCCGAGAGCCUUUUCCCCUGGAGUGGGGUCCUUCUCUCCAGCUCGGGUGAUAGGAUUCUCGUACUCCGUUUUAAAUGUUUUAGCCGUGCCGAGGAGAGUGCCUUGGCAAGCUAAGUCAAACAGAGCCCACAUUUCUUUUAGGUUGUUCUGGACUGGCGUGCCUGUGAGAAGAACUCUGUUUUUUGAAGGUACGGCGGCGGCACGUUUGGCUCUUUUGGUGGCUGUGGAUUUCAUCUUGUGUGCCUCAUCCAACUCUUUGCCAUGGAAUGAUGACAAUUGCUGCCAGUUGUUCAUAAGCAUAGUGUAUGUGGUGAUGAUGAUGUCUUCUCUGAACGUUCUCCAAAUUCCUGGUCCUCUCCUCGCCCGCACCAUGAAACUCCUUCACCCUCAUGCCACGAGUCCUUUUGUGAAGCUGAAGUUGGACUGCCUCUAAAUGUUUGCAGUAGGUCUGUUUUUAGGGGGGUUUUCAUCCGUAUAGAACCAGAGAAUGUGUCUCUUUGGAAGUAAGAGGCGUUCUUCCCCUCUCUAACCUCUUCAGCAAACUAGCUGAUUUAAAAUCGAUUGUUCUUGUGCCGUUAUCGAAAACCGAUGCUUCUCCCAGCAUGCCGAGCGCACAGCCAACAACACACCUGAGACCAAAACGGAAUGACCCUCCAGGUUGUUAAAACUCUCUGGAAACUUUGAACGAAAAAGUAGAAACUCUUCAAAGUAUCGAUCGUCCUCUCACUCGACAUCAAAGCUUUUGUGUCUCGGCGGACCAGAACCUGUCCUCCUUUAGCUCCCCCCCCCACCUCCCCCAGACGCCCACAAAAGAGCCUUCAAUUAGAGCACAAAGGCAGCCGAGGUGCCCCGGUCUGAGAGGUGGAGGCGAGUUGCUUUACUUUGGUUUGAACCCAACCACCAGCGGAGAGGCGUUCAAAGAUAAAGUUGAUACUCUUAUUUUUAUUAUUAUUUUUUUUCUUCUUCCUGUUUGGUUGUUUGUAUCCAGAAAGACUAGUUUAAUCCCAAAGUUUACAGUUUGUGGUUUUUUUUUAAUGGAAAAAUCCUCCUCCUGAUCCCUUUGACUCACACAUUACAGGAAGGAGUUAUUCCGUAAAGUGCUGCAUUUUUU